Messenger RNA from Paramecium pentaurelia, 750 nucleotides. The record is from the annotation of a GenBank genome assembly. Lineage: Eukaryota; Ciliophora; Oligohymenophorea; Peniculida; Parameciidae.
AUGUUAUAAAUAUUUUUAGUAAUUAACAUACUAUUUGCAAGAAGAGUAAAUGAAUUAGGUUAAUUAUUAACAAGAGAUUAAUUACCAGUUGGAGUCAUUUUGACAAUAUCAUAUGAUAAAUUAUAGGUUGUUUGUAAUGAGCAAGGAUAUUUCCUCUUAAAGUAAGAGAAGUUUGAAGUUGAUGUGCUUGGUUUAUUCAAAUAGACAUUUUAUCCAAGUCCUCUUUAAAAUACAUUCAUCAUUGAUAAUAACAAAACUACAAUACUUUAAAUAAGUGGAUUUGUAAAUCAAUCAGCCAAUCUUACUUUAAAUGUAAAUUAACCUCUGAAUUUGAAAUAAAGAGAAUAUGAAAUUAAAGGAUAAUUCACAAUAAAAAUAGAUAUUAUGAAAUUGCUGGUUUAUUCAGCUAAGGUAUUGGUAUCUGCUGACUCUUUCAAAAACAAUUCAUAAGUGAUUUAUCUCUAUGGUUCAUAUCAAUAUGAUUUAGGAAUUAUUGAACUAAUUCCUGUAGAAAUAGAUGUUAAACUAAAAUUUAAUUUCAAUUUUGAUACUGAAUGUUAUUUAAUGUGUACCAAAUAUAAUGGUAAAUUGUAUGUUUUAUAAAAUCAUACAUAAGAAGAGACAAUAGAAUUUAAUGGAAAAUUAUUUGAUGAAUGGCCAUAGUAAUGUCUUUUAUAUUCUGAUAUUGGAUAAGCAAAAUUGUUAGAAUUGGAUGGACCAAUAUCAGAUUUAACCAGACAUCAUUUAUGA